This is a messenger RNA of Sipha flava (yellow sugarcane aphid), 1047 nucleotides long. Its product is annotated as radial spoke head 1 homolog. The coding region runs from base 1 to 1047 and encodes 348 amino acids. NCBI's taxonomy places the organism in Eukaryota, Metazoa, Arthropoda, Insecta, Hemiptera, Aphididae. The transcript has 5 exons. The record is from RefSeq and is a predicted model, not a curated record.
AUGGCUAAUGAUAUUGAUGUUAGAGCUGAAAAUGAUGAGUACGAAGGCCUUGGUGAAUACGAAUUUAUGCCGAACGAAGAGUUUGGCGAUGAAAGUGAUGUGGGUAACAAUGCACUGGACGUCUUAGGGACGUACGACGGCCAACGCAAUAGCGACAACGAGCGACACGGAUUUGGCAAAGCAAUUUUACCGAACGGCGACGCAUACGUUGGGACUUACAGGAACGGAGAGAGGCAUGGACACGGGACGUAUACGUUCAAAAACGGUGCGAGUUAUCGGGGCUGUUAUAAAAGAGGCUUGAGGAACGGUAAAGGAGUGAUGCGCUAUCCGGAUAAAUCAAGAUAUGAAGGUAAUUGGACGGACAAUAAAAAAGACGGAGAAGGAGUUUACAGAUUCGAAAACAACGACAAGUAUUCUGGUUAUUGGAAAUCUGAUAUGAAACAUGGAGCCGGAACCUAUACGUUCUGCAAAACCGGAACUAUUUUGAAAGGGACGUGGUUAGAAGAUAGAAAAGUAAACAAUUUUCAAAUAUUCUUUCCAACCAGUGAAGGAUGUGGCUUCUCGUUUCAUGGUACUUGGGAUAGUAACGAAUUGAUCACCGGGGAAGGAUAUUUCGUGUUCGAGAAUUUGAAUUGCAUGCUAAAAGGAAUUAGCGUUGAAAAUCCUACUUACGAAAAUACCACGUUAAAACAGAAUGCACCAAACAAUCGCUUCGAAUCUGUUUGGUUUUCGAAUAAAAUACUGCCCAUCAUACGCAGUAUGUUGCCUCUACCGUCCAAAAACCGACCAAUAUUUGACAAAAAAUCCUCGUGCGAAAUAAAUUUGCCGCCAUUGCAAAUGAGUACUAGUGAUAUCGUGAUUUCGACUAGUAACGUGGAAAUGUAUGAACAUGGAACUAAUUUGUGGAAUGAAAUAUCUGAAGAGUUUGAAAAUGAGUCAGGUGCUUACAUAUCCAAACCCGAGCAAAGAAAGGGAUCGAUUUCAUUGAUAUCUCAAGAACAAGAAGAGGAAUUUAAGUCAAUUAACUCUCAAGAACAAAACUCCUAA